Molecule: messenger RNA, 528 nt
Organism: Phytophthora sojae
Lineage: Eukaryota; Oomycota; Peronosporomycetes; Peronosporales; Peronosporaceae
Exons: 2
Coding region: 1-528 (175 amino acids)
Source: RefSeq, a predicted model, not a curated record
AUGGUGCGCCGCAAUCGACAGCUGUCUCUGCAAGAAAAUCUCAUCAUGAUGCAAGAGAACCAAGGCAUGAAGGUGUUAGCCCAAGCAAUUCAAGAGAGUUUACGCCGGAACGAAGAGCAGGGGUUGAUGAUGGACCGUCGAGUGCAGCAGCUACUUCACUAUACCCACGAGCAUCAGCUCCGCCGCCUCAAGUGGUUCACAGUCAUUGCCAAGUACAGAAAAGCGAAGAAGGCAAACUUCUGGUAUCCGGAUGACUUCAUUUACGCGAAGUUGCGGGAGACACACUCGGAAGCAGAUAUAGCGGUGCUUUGCCAAAAACUCAUGAACACCUCGAAGGCGAAGAAGGUCGCGAAGACCCUGCAGCAUCACCUGUUUCAGGCAUGGAAUAACCGAGGUAUGAGGUUGGAAGACGUCGCAGACAUGUUGGGCGUUCUUGUUUCGACGGCGAACUCCGUGCGAUCUGGCAUUCUGGUGGACUAUCAGCUGAAACUUACCGGAGAGGCCGUCACCCGCGUUCGUCAUGGAUAA